CCCGCAUGGAACAUGAUGAUACCCUCCGUGUCCUCUGGCAUCGCUCGCAAGACCCUCCAGGGGGCUCCCUCGGUAGCCGUUGGAAGAGCUGUGCACCGCCUCCCCCUUCUACCCUUUUCGAAGGAAACUGAGCAUGCGCCUUGAGCUUUCCCCGUCGCAAGUGUUCUAAGGGCCCUUCUUUUUUUACCCCCUUUUUCCCAGAAAAGGCUGGGAGCGCAUCUGGCUUUUCUACCGUGUCCAAUCCGGCUCCUCUUCUCUGUGAGUCUCGGGCUGAGUUUUUUCCAGAAGUCCCAAGAGUUUGCAGGGAAAUCUUACACGGAUGGAGAUCCAGACGUUGCUAUUGGAGACGAGCAUGGUGACCUGCGAAAGUUCAUCAGAUAUCUAAGGUGGAAAUCUUUCCUGGUUCCUCGGGAGUCCAGAGUAUCUUGUGUGGGAAGGGGGCUGAAUGAGUCUAGGAGAUUUGGCUAGACCUCUUGUGAAAUCCAUCCGUUCAUUUUGGAGCUGGAUUAGAGACUAGAGAGAAGAUGGAGGGACAACACCCAGCAGAUGCAGGUGUUGGAAAAGGCCUUCCAGCUACUCAGCCUUGGAGCUUUGGGAAGAAUGGGGCAAGUCCUGGGCAGAAGAGCCAAGAAGAGGAAGCCAACGCUUCAGAGAUCCAAUUCUGUCACUUCAGAAAAGUGCAGUUCCAGGGGGGGAAGAGUCCCCGAGAUGUUUGCACUCAGCUUCACCACCUUUGCUGUCAAUGGCUGCAGCCAGAAAGACACACGAAGGCUCAGAUGCUGGACUUGGUGCUCCUGGGGCAGUUCCUGGCUGUCCUUCCCCCAGAGAUGGAGAAAUGGGUGCGGGAGUGUGGAGCGGAGACCAGUUCCCAGGCGGUGGCCCUGGCUGAAGGCUUCUUGCUGACCCAGGAGGAGGAGAAAUUGGAAGAAGAGUUGCAGAAACCCUUUGAAGCUGUGACUGAAUAUCCCAAGGGGAGGAAAGAUUCAUUCAGAUCUUUUCAAGAGCUGCUCUUCAGGGAGACUUUACACAAAGAUCAAAGUCACAAUACCAUGCCAAGGAGUAGAAAGCUGUCCUUGGAAUUUUUAGAAUCACCUCCUCUUUGUGGUGGGGUUGAAGGGUUGGCUGAACCGCAGCUUCAGGGUGUUGUGUCUUUUGAGGACGUGGCCGUUUAUUUCUCCGAGGAGGAGUGGUCUCAACUGGAUGCUGACCAAAAAGCUCUCCAUGGAGAAGUCAUGCUGGAGAAUUCCAGGAAUCUCUUUUCUCUGGGCUUUAAUGGGCAAGAGAAUAAAAAUUGCAAUGAAGAAUGCCAAGACAUCCAUCGGAAAAAGGAAAAAGGGAAAUGUUCAGAUCAAAUGCAAUCAAACAGUGAUGAAACAAAGCAAUCACAAAGUGGAAUUAAAAAAGGCUUUCCUCGGGUCAUUUGGCUUCCUAACCAUACAAACAUCGAUGCGGGAGAAAGACCAUAUCAAUGCAUGGAUUCUGGAAAGAACUUUAAUAAAUCCGAUCAUUGUAUUUCUCAUAAAAAGACACAUUCAGAAGAGAAACGAUAUACCUGCAGGGAGUGUGGAAAGACCUUCUGUAAUAAUGACUCUCUUAGAACUCACAAAAGGAAUCACAAAGGAGAACAACUUCAUAAAUGCAUGGAGUGUGGAAAGAAGUUUACUUGUAAGAGUAAUCUUAAUACCCACAAGAGGAUCCACACAGGUGAGAAGCCAUAUCAAUGCUUGGAGUGUGGAAAGACCUUCUCUAAUAAUUACUCUCUUACAAGACAUCAAAGGAGUCACAAAGGAGAGAAACUGUAUCAGUGCAUGGAGUGUGGAAAGAGCUUUAGUAGUAAAUAUACUCUGAUUCACCAUAAAAGCAUCCAUACAGAGGAAAAGCCAUAUCAAUGCAUGGAGUGCAGAAAAACUUUCUGUUAUUAUGUCUCUCUUAUAAAACAUCAAAGGAAUCACAAAGGAGAAGGGCCAUAUAAAUGCAUGGAGUGUGGAAAGAGCUUUAGUUGUAUCAGUCAUCUUAAUUCCCACAAGAGGAUUCACACAGAAGAGAAGCCAUAUCAAUGUGUGGAAUGUGGAAAGGGCUUUAAGUGGAAUUCUGCGCUUACCUCCCACAAGAAUACCCAGCACGGAGACAAACCAUAUCAAUGCAUGGAGUGCAGAAAAACCUUCUGUUCUUAUGACUCUCUUAUAAGACAUCAAAGGAAUCACAAAGGAGAAAGACCUUAUAAAAGCCUAGAGUAUGGAAAAACCUUAACUUGUAGCUCUAAUCUGGAUUCCCACAAGAAGACCCACACAGAAGAGAAACCAUAUCAAUGUGUGGAAUGUGGAAAGGGCUUUAAGUGGAAAUCUGCUCUUACCUCCCACAAAAGGAUCCACACAGGAGAGAAACCAUAUCAAUGUAAGGAGUGUGGAAAGGCUUUUCAUUGUAGCAGAAAUCUGAAUUCCCAUAAAAGGAUCCAUGUAGGAGAGAAGCCAUAUAAAUGUGUGCAGUGUGGAGAGGGCUUUAAAAGGAGUUGUGAUCUCGCUUCCCAUAAAAGGAUCCAUACAGGGGGAAAAACCAUAUGAAUGCAUGGCGUGUGGAAAGAGCUUUGCAAGAAGUAAAGCUCUUUACUUGCUAUAAAAGGAUCCACACACAGGAGAAACCAUAUCAAUAAAGGAAGUAUGGGAAGAGGUUCAAUAGAAAUACAGGUUUAUGACUGCAGUUGAGCCCAAAAUUCCUAUUGCUAAGCAAACGGUUGUUAAGUGAGUUGUGAUCCAUUUGUCUACUUUUCUUGCCACAUUUGUUAAGUCAAUCAUUGCAGUGGU
Pseudonaja textilis is the source of this 2801-nucleotide messenger RNA. The record is from RefSeq and is a predicted model, not a curated record. Lineage: Eukaryota; Metazoa; Chordata; Lepidosauria; Squamata; Elapidae.